Molecule: messenger RNA, 1443 nt
Organism: Colletotrichum karsti
Lineage: Eukaryota; Fungi; Ascomycota; Sordariomycetes; Glomerellales; Glomerellaceae
Product: arrestin domain-containing protein
Exons: 1
Coding region: 1-1443 (480 amino acids)
Source: RefSeq, a predicted model, not a curated record
AUGUCACCAUCUUAUCAUUCGAGCUCGCUGUCAAGUCUCUCAAGUUCAACUGCACAUAACGGCGACAACAUCGAAGUCAGGCUCAACAGCCACCACAACUUCAAGAUCUAUGGCUGCGGAGCACCAGUUCAUGGAGAAGUAGUCAUCACCCUGCGUGAGAGCACAUCUUUCGACUUUGUCUCGAUUCUCUUGAUGGGGAUUUCCAAGACUUGCACAGGAACCGCCAUGUUCGACCGUCAUGUUUCUCAUGUCUUCUUGAAGGUCAACAUGCCCAUCGCCGAAUCGGCAUACCCCACGUCACGUACAUUCGAAGCAGGCCGCACGUAUAAAAUCCCAGUCGACUUCGUUAUCCCGAUGCACCUCACCACCAAUGCUUGCAGCCACAAGACGCAGUUCCGCGCCGUCUACGAUCAGCACACGCGCAUGCCUCCGUCUAUGGGUUCAUGGGGCAGAGACGAUCUCUCUACAGCAAGGGCCCGCAUCGAAUAUACCACCAAGGCUUACAUUGUCAGGCGACAAAUCGGACUGAGCUGUUGCCCGGCGAAGGUUAUGGAGGCGAGUCACCUGAUCAGAGUCCUUCCCGUCUCGGUCGAAGAUCCUCCGCUGCACGUUACUACACAAGAUGAGACGUAUACCCUUACGACGUCUCAAAAGGUUCGCAAAAAUAUAGUAUCGGCUAGUCAGGGCUUGAUCACCAUUUCUGCUCACCAACCUGCUGCAAUUCGUAUCAGCACGGAUGGAGACCCAAACUCGCGGAAUACCGUUUUCAUCAACCUUACUUUCGACGCUGUUGCUCCUGAGAUCCCUGCUCCAAAUGUGAGCCACGUCUCUGGAAAACUUCAGGUCACAACCUGGUUCAGCAGUGUCCCCAUGGAGGCUUUUCCUAACCUGGCCGACAGCCGACGGUCUUUCGCUACCCAGCAGCAGUACGCAAAGUCUAUUCCUCUGUUCUUCUCCAGCCUCGAGAACGUUACACCCUGGUGCGCGCAAGAACUCGGUGUCCACGAGGCUGAGAUUUGUUUGAGAGAGCACUUGCGUCCUGUCGAGGAGGCUUCAGAACAGAAGAUAGAAUCAGAAAGUAACCAGCCCUUGCGUCGCCACGCAACCCUACAGGUUCCUUUCACAAUCGCUGCCAACAGCAGUAUGCUUCUCCCAACCUUUCACUCUUGCCUCAUCUCCAGAACUCAUUCUAUCAAGUUGAGAGUUCACUUCUCGGACGCCAAGUUUGAUCUCCACGUGCCAGUACAGGUCAUCGUCGAGAGGUCCGAGGGAGAGAUUUUGCAAGAAGCUGAGCCACCUUCUUUCGAUUUUGGCACGACACAAGGGGAACAGGACCCUCUGCAACCGAGGACCAUGCGGCAGCCGGCCUCCGAGUUUCGGGGUACCAGCGUUCUUCCGGGUUAUGCGGGCACCGGGAGAGCCUUCGGCACUGCUUCGAGCUGA